GUAAAAGGUGUCUGCACAACAUCCUCCUACGAAGAGCAGCCAAAGCGGAGGUGAUGCAAUUAACAGCGGCCUCGUUUGAUCGUGGACCGUAUGGCCUGCGUUUCCCAAGUCGAUCCAAAUUGAGUGCGAUGCCAGUAUCAUCCUGGUUUUAAGUCUGUCUGAGCCGUGUCUUGUCCCGACGAAUCUUCACUUAGCACAUCGUAUACUGAGUGUAGUAAUAAGAUAAUUAAAGGUUUGGCAGUUAAAGUCGGCUAUUUGGGUUAUCGCAACGGCGCAACCACACACUUGUAUAAGAGGCUGUUGUCGUAUAUCUGACUGUUUAACAUUAACCCUGACAAUAUUUAAUUUCUUGCACUUAUCUUAUUUAAUUCAUGUUUGCUAUCUGGGUGAGAGGUGAGAGAUAGUAUGGUGCGCACCUCUGAAGGGCGCCCCGCCCCCUCGGAUUCUCGCUCGGGGGCGUGUCGUGACGUCACGUGGAGGUGCCCAGUAUUAAAAAUCUGUCUCCGUUUUGAUUAAAUUCAAACCCUACGGCUCCCUUUUUUUUACGCACAAAGAUCGGCAACUGGCAACACAGACCAACAAUACCUCGCUGACACACGUUGGGGAUUACAAGAGCAAACUACAGUGUUUCGUUUCGAAGAGCGAUGAGCUGGUGUCGCCGGUUUCUCCUUGGAUGACCUAUAGGCAGUCCUUGCAGGAGCACACGGCAGUUUGAGCCAACAUCUGCGGAGGAACGACGGCAAGGCACACUGUCAGGCACAGGGCAAGCUGCGUGUGUGUUAGGCUUCAUGCAAACGCAGAGUUGAUUUGACGGAACACUCCGCAAACCAAUUGGCACCAUUAGUGCGAGAUAAGAGUUUGACGACGAGUUCACGACGUGCACGGCCUGACUUGGAAUUUGCAGACGCUGCAGUGAAAUCUAACAAAAUUCAACACCGUUCGGACUAUCCUUGGGGGGCGCCUCAUGAUGUACACUAUUACCAGAGGUCCCAGUAAACUUGUUACACAACGGAGGACAGGCCCCACACAACAAAUUGAGAGUAAAAACAAAGACUUGAAGAUCAAAUCGACGUCGUGGUUCGAUUCAAACUCUCCGCCCCCUAAGAUAGUAUUCAACAGACCGAAUGGGAAGCGGUACCACACUGCAGCCCCACCGAAGACAGACAGUCCGACUGAGGGCCUCUUCACACCUGCACACGAAGAAAAUGUUAAGUUUGUCCUCGAAGCAUGGCAGGAGGUGGAGCAGAAGAUGGGAGACGGGGAGCAGGAAGGCUGCAAACCAGUCAGUGCGCCUGUCCAGUAUUCUGAGAAGACCACUGCUCCUGUGAUGAAGAACUUUGUGCCCAUCGACCUGGAGGAAUGGUGGGCGCAGCGCUUUCUCGCCAACAUAAACAACCUGUCAUGACCGCCGGCGGCUGGCUGAGGACCUCGGGAGUGCCAGGGGGCAGGGCUCGGGGAGCGGAGGGAUCGGACCGCGCCGGCGAUCGAGCGACCCCGUUCCCCCGAUCGCCGCUGCUCUGUUCCAGAUGAGACUCAGUACGCACGAGUCCCGGAGGAAAAGGCCGGGCUUCGGUGAGGAGUCACGCGGGGGGCCGGAGUGUGAGGAAAGCUCAGGACAUCAGAAUUUACACCCUUAUUUAUUUAUUUUUGCUGCUCUGGAGGAUUCUGGAUUUGCGAAAACUGUGAAUCGUGAUAUUCUCGUCUAGGUAGCAACACGAAGGAUAAAUAAGGUUCUGACCCACGACAAACUGCCGAGGGGGACCUGUGCCUCUCUGCGUACUUGAAUAUCCCGUCAGAUGAUUCUGACGGGUCCCUUCUUCUGCGUCUCUGGAUGAGAACCUCCCCGGGGCUCUGCCGGCGUUUGCUGUAGCUGUUUGUUGGCUGAUCUUUAGAUAUUCAAAAUCUAAAAUCGGAGAAAACCAGUAAAAACAUCCUUUUGCAAGAA
This is a messenger RNA of Gadus macrocephalus (Pacific cod), 1945 nucleotides long. RefSeq names its product MAPK regulated corepressor interacting protein 2 (gene mcrip2). The record is from RefSeq and is a predicted model, not a curated record. The coding region runs from base 965 to 1405 and encodes 146 amino acids. NCBI's taxonomy places the organism in Eukaryota, Metazoa, Chordata, Actinopteri, Gadiformes, Gadidae. The transcript is spliced from 5 exons.